This is a messenger RNA of Acytostelium subglobosum LB1, 846 nucleotides long. RefSeq lists its product as hypothetical. Gene Ontology annotation, cellular component: chromatin; nucleus. NCBI's taxonomy places the organism in Eukaryota, Evosea, Eumycetozoa, Acytosteliales, Acytosteliaceae. The record is from RefSeq and is a predicted model, not a curated record. The transcript is spliced from 2 exons. Gene Ontology annotation, biological process: regulation of DNA-templated transcription. The coding region runs from base 1 to 846 and encodes 281 amino acids. Gene Ontology annotation, molecular function: DNA binding.
AUGAACGACACUCACAAGACACCGACAACAAUGUCGAACCCAACAACACCUACAAUCUCAUCACCAACUAUAACGUCCGCCCCGGCUUCACUACCAAUGGUUGCAUCGACAACAGCAUCGAUUACACCAGUGGCACAUCUGCCAAUGCCAUCACAGAUAUCACUGACUAAUAAUGUCAGUCCACUGUUACACUCCCAACCAACUACACCAAACCCAAAUACAACCACUACACUUUCAUCAAUCUCUGCAAUAACAGCCACAUCGCCACCAGUGCCUCCAUCCGCAGCUUCACAAUAUACACUACCAGGAACCACAACGAUGAUGGGAUCCGGCGCCACCACUUUGCUUGGACCAGGCUCCACGACAUUACUGGGCCCAUUGGGCGCCACCACUACCACCACUACAGGCCUCACCAUAUCGCCAAUGUUAUCACCAAUGCCCACUCCCGAGAAGAGGGCACGUGGUCGUCCCAGAAAGAACCCUCCACCAGCACCAAAAGACCCCAACUUGCCAAAGAGACCACGCGGUCGUCCACCCAAGCUGGACAAGGAUGGAAACCCAGUCCGUGCACAGCUGCAGGCCUCACAGUCACCAGGUGCCGAGGGCAAGAAGCGUGGCCGUCCCAAGAAGCCAAAGGACCCCUCAGAGGCUGAGGUCGAGGAUGAUGAGGAGGCUGAUAGCACUGGCACCGACGGUGACACUCCAAAGAAGCGUGGACGCUCAAACAAGGCCAACAAGACUGGCGAUGGACAAUCACCAGCAUCAGCCAAUCGAACAAAUUCAACAUUCACAUCGGACGUAGGAGUAGUAGUAGAUUUCCAGCCAAACUUUUCCAUCUUCCACUGA